Messenger RNA from Ictalurus punctatus (channel catfish), 5434 nucleotides. Its product is annotated as mitogen-activated protein kinase kinase kinase 5. The transcript is spliced from 28 exons. Gene Ontology annotation, molecular function: ATP binding; MAP kinase kinase kinase activity. Gene Ontology annotation, biological process: MAPK cascade; protein phosphorylation; cellular response to stress. The record is from RefSeq and is a predicted model, not a curated record. The coding region runs from base 132 to 4082 and encodes 1316 amino acids. NCBI's taxonomy places the organism in Eukaryota, Metazoa, Chordata, Actinopteri, Siluriformes, Ictaluridae.
AAGCCACGCCCACUCUAUAUCACCUGCGUAAUUACCCGACAGCGUCGCGCUGCAGUUCAGGUAUGCAAUUGCGAAGUCGUCGGAAAUCAUGGGAUUAAACUAUUAACGUGGUAGGAGACACGCAGGAAACGAUGUACACGAGCGAGCGCAGGCGCAUGAGCCUGCAUGAGGUGAAAAGGAGAAACUCUGUUCGGGUUUCGGCUGGGAGUUUAUGGCAGGACGCUCUGGCGCUGGAGCUCAGCGCUAACAAGAGCGUGACGUCACCGCGGAGCCGCAGCCGCGCUUUGUCUGUAGUCUAUGUUGUGGUAGAAGACGCUUCAGUGGAGCAAAGCGAGGAAAAUCUUUCUCUGCGGUGUGUUCGGGAAGCGUGUGCGGAUUCCCACGCCGAGCUCCAAACCGUCCCGUUUGAGUCUAUUUCACACGCCACGGCCAACACACUGGAUACUUUCUACAACGCAGAUGUUGCCAUAGUUGAGAUGACUGAUUCUCUCAGUCAGCCCUCUCUCUUCUAUCACCUGGGUGUUCGAGAGAGCUUCAGCAUGACCAAUAACAUCAUACUGUACUGUAACAAGCAAGAGACUGACCUGCAGCUUCUCACGGAGCAGUGUGGGAGCUACACCUUCAUUGCUUACAUGGUGUCACCUCAAGGAAAGGUGUUUGCCUGUGAUGCGACUCUAAUGCGGGGAAUCACCGAGAUACUGCAGCCUAGCUUUACCAUCGAGCCUCUCCUGACCCCUUUAGUCGAGCAGCUGGUGAAGCUGUUUGAGAAUGUGCAUGUCCAUGCAAGUGAGUAUGUGCACGAAUCAAUCCGGCGGGAGAUCCGAAUGGCACGCGAGCGUUUCAGUGGGGAAUCGCUGAGCCAGGAGCUGAACCGAAUCCAGAAACGCCUGGACACUGUGGAGCUGCUUAGCCCUGAUAUAGUGAUGAAUCUACUGCUGUCUUAUCGUGAUAUCCAGGAUUACGAGUCCAUAAUCAAUCUGGUGGAAACCCUGAAUGACUUGCCCAUGUGUGCAGUGGCUACACAACCAAAUAUCAAGUUUCAGUACAUAUUUGCUCUGAAUAGGAGGAAUCGCCAGGGUGACCGUGAGAAAGCCCUAUCAGUCAUUCUGCCCGUACUACAGUCAGGAGAGCCAGUGGCCUCAGACGUAUACUGUCUCUGUGGACGCAUUUAUAAGGACAUGUUCCUGAGUUCCGGCUUCAAGGAUGUACACUGCCGUGAUCAAGCCUGCUACUGGUAUGGUAAGGCGUUUGAAAUGGAGCCCUCACUGCACUCGGGCAUUAACAACGUGGUGCUUCUCAUGGCUGCCGGCCAUGAAUUUGAUUCUUCUGUUGAGCUGAGAAAGUUCGGCGUCACUCUCAGCAGUUUGCUCGGUAGGAAGGGCAGUUUGGAGAAGAUGCAUGAUUACUGGGAUGUAGGUUUCUACCUUGGGGCUGGUAUUCUGGCCAAUGAACACAAGAAAGUAAUCGAAGCCUCAGAGAAACUCUACCGUCUCAAAGCACCAAUGUGGUAUGUUGGAUCAGUCAUGGAGACAUACAUUCUAUACAAACAGUUUGCCAAACCGCCAGAGGUGAAACACUCAAAACAAGAAAUUGUCGACUUCUGGAUGGAGCUUCAUGUGCAAGCAUGCAAACCUACUCUUUCUACAGCACGUUGCCCCGUACUGAUCCUAGAGCCCACUAAAAUCUUCCAGCCCAGCAUAGUGAGCGUGUGUGAGGAGGACAAGAGCCGCACCGUGCAGCUGAGACAUGUUACACCACUACAGAAAGGCCUACAUGAGUGGACAUUCCCUGCAUCAGCAAUUCGUGGAGUGAGUGUCUCUAAAUUUGAUGAGCGGAGCUGUUUCCUGUAUGUGCUUUACAACUCCGAUGACUUCCAGCUGUGCUUCCCAAGUGAUCUGCACUGCAAAGGAUUCUGUGAACUGGUGAGCUCUCUGAUCAGUCAGGGAGAAGGUGCAGGGGACGACUCCAGCUUGGAGAGUGAAGGUCUGUUGGAGUACAUGUAUGAGAAAGGAGAAAACGGAGAGAAGGUGGUACUGGGGAGAGGAACAUAUGGAGUGGUGUAUGCUGGACGAGACUUGAGUAAUCAAGUGCGCAUCGCCAUCAAGGAGAUCCCAGAGAAAGACCGCACUUACUCUCAGCCUCUCCACGAAGAGAUCGCCUUGCACAAGAGACUGAAGCAUCGCAACAUUGUGCAGUACCUGGGCUCUCUCAGCGAGGAUGGCUUCAUCAAGAUUUUCAUGGAGGAGGUGCCAGGCGGAAGCUUGUCCUCACUCUUAAGAUCAAAGUGGGGUCCUCUUAAAGACAACGAGCCCACCAUUGUCUUCUACACCAAGCAGAUUCUAGAAGGACUGAAAUACCUCCAUGAUAACCAGAUAGUUCACAGAGAUAUCAAGGGUGAUAAUGUCCUGAUCAACACCUACAGUGGCGUACUCAAGAUAUCUGAUUUUGGAACGUCUAAAAGACUAGCAGGAAUCAACCCUUGUACAGAAACCUUUACAGGUACUCUGCAGUACAUGGCUCCAGAGAUUAUAGACCAGGGUCCGCGGGGUUAUGGGAAACCGGCUGAUAUCUGGUCUCUAGGCUGUACCAUUAUAGAGAUGGCCACUGGGAAAACCCCUUUCCAUGAGCUGGGCAGCCCACAGGCUGCCAUGUUCAAGGUCGGCAUGUUUAAGAUCCACCCCACUGUGCCAGAGUGCAUGUCAGAGGAGGCCAAAUCCUUCAUCAUACGCUGCUUUGAGCCCAAUCCCGACAAGAGGACCAUAGCAUCUGACCUGCUGAAAGAUGCUUUCCUUAAGAGCAGCACCAAGAAGAGGAACAAGCCAUUGCCCAGCUUAGCCGAGCCAGAUCCCUCCGCAGGAGACUACCAGAGGAGCAUGUCUGUACCCAUAGCUGUGUAUGUGGAGGAUGUGGAUGCUGACAGGACAGAGCUGUCUAAUUCCCUCAAUCUGAGGAAAACGAUCCAUUGCCUCAGAGAAAAUGACAUUUCAGAGAGCACCUGCACCAACAACUUCCUGCUGAUGCCAGAGGGACCACAGGGGGACAUGAUGAGUCCUGCUGUGUCAGGAGAGAACCUUGGUCUUUUCUUGCUCAGGAAAGACAGUGAGAGGAGAAGCACUCUGCACAGAGUCCUUACUGACUAUAUCAGCCAAGUACUGCACAAUAUAAACGAAUCACUCCCACAGACUGAAGAACCCUGCAUCACCGCCGAGCACAUCGAGCAGCUGAUUGGUUGCCUACGAGAAAACAUCCGAUCUCCAGACAGGAAGCAACUGACCAACCGACUCCUGAUGUUGCACACUAGCCUGCAUAAUGACUCAGUACCUCUCUGCAGCCUGCAGGCGGCACUCUUCAGCUUCCAGGAUGCAGUGAAGAAGGUGCUGCGGCAGCAGCAGGUGAAACCUCACUGGAUGUUUGCUCUGGAUAACCUGCUCAGACAGGCUGUGCAAGAUGCCAUUACCGUGCUUCUGCCAGAGCUCAAGCUGCAGCUCCAGUCAUCCUUCGAAGUGGAGGAGGGUUCUCCUGAAACAGAACAGCCGAAUGAGGAACCAACUGCAGAGUCACACAAGGAGACUAAUGGCACGUCUCAAGAACCUCACCAGCACAGGCUGCAGAGUAUCAGUUCCAGGCUGCCUAAUGGCCUCGCCACUAGCUGUAGCCCCCUCGCCCAGGAAUUUAUCUCGUUAUGCCAGGAAACCAAGAGGUUGCUGACUCAGCUAAACGAGAAGGAAAAGGAAUACCAAGAGCUUGUAAUGAACUCUCUGCAUAAUGUACAAGGAGCAAUAGACACACUAAAGGUCAAGGCUGCAACAGAGAGCAGUGAUAAUAAGGCUGUCUGCCAUAACGCUCAGACCCUUGCCAUGGUGCGCUGGCUGAAGGCUGUCCCAGCAGAUGAGCAUACCAUAAACACACUCGUGGCUCAUGGCUUCACCUUAGACAUCCUGCUCCAUAUGGCCUGCAGAGAUGACCUCAAGUACUGUGGCAUCAAAGGUGGGAUGGUGUGUCGUCUUUGGGGAGCCAUUUCUACUCAGAGGAAGAGUCACCUGAGCAUGGUCAUGGAGGACAGUGAAGAAACCGUACUCUAACUACCAAACCACACUGGGACUUGAGGUUCAUAUGAGCUCAGUGAGCUUGGAACAUUUUCCUGUCUGGAAACAUGUGCCUUUCGUCUGGGAUCUUGAUAUAUUUAUUCUGUCCAUUGAGGAAAAUGACAUUGAAAUUGCUGCAUUUUCUAAAAUGAUGAUAUACUCAUUCGCUAUGUAUGUUCUUAUGUUCUCUUUUCUGAGUGUUUUCAUGUGUACACACUGUGUCUGUGCAUAUGCAUAAGUAUGUGUAUGCAAUGGGGAAAAGGGUUUAAUCUCGGCCCAUGAGGUUUUUAGUUUGUCCCUUUAGGGACAAACAUUUAAACAUUCUAUGCAAAACAUUACAACAAUGUUCCCCCAUCAAAGAGGGUUCCACAUGCAAUCCCUUUAGGGAGCUAGAACUUCUUUUUAUAAGAGUGUGUGUACAUGUAACUAUAUUAUAUAUAGUUAAAAAGAUAUAGAUCUUUAGAUGUACAGACAGGUGACAAAUGAAAGGAAAAAACAAAUAGUGUUAGGCCAAAACAAGCUGGUGGAACAGAUUGAAUGUGCCUUGGUAAAUCUCUGGAGUUCUACUUGAUGUGUAAACACCAUUCUUCCAAAAGCUGUUCUCUCAGUUGGUGUUUUGAUGGUGGUGGUGGAGAGUGCUGUCUAACACAUCUAAACACCUAAAUCUCCCGUAGCUGUUCAUUUGGGUCGAGAUCUAGUGACUGUUAAGGUCAUAGCAUAUCAUUUACAUCACUUUCAUAUUUGUCAGACCGUUCAUUCAGCCCUCGAGCCCUGUGGAUGAUGACAUUAUUAUCCUAGCAAAGACCUCUCUAAUCAUGAUAGUAAUGUUUCAUCAUAGGAUAAAGGUGAUCAGACAGAGAACUUUUGCAUUGAUCUGCAGUGAGCAUAUCCUCUAAGGGAACAAGUGGACCCAAAGCAGAACAGCCACUGUUUUUCCUUUAGUUUGUUAGCUGCGUGUCUGUACAGCUGUGGGAAUACAUAAUGUGAUUUGACAUUUUUAUUAUAUUGAAUGUCAAAUAUUUUUUACCUCCAACUUCAGAAGCAAUUUGUUUGCUUUACACAGCUGGUAAAUUGUGGACUAUUUAAAAUGAUCUGUUUCGUUGGAAACUUUGUGUACAUAACACUGUGAUUUUUACCAUGUCUAGGUUUAUUAUUGAAGUGCAUGUCGGUUGUUUCAUGGAUUCUUCAGAAUUAUACAAAACUUGAACAUGUAAUCUGUAAUUGUUACUUGUUUAAAGCUUCCACUCUAUAAUGAAUCCACUUCUUACUGUAAGGCUUCUUCUAACACCAAAAACACUACAAAAUAAUGGAUAUUAAAACUGUGACUGAUCCAAGUCCUGAUUCAUUAA